CUAUAAUAACCAAACUGAAAAGCAAAUGUUUCGUACUACUUGGGGCAUUAUUCCAACCCUCACCAUUCUCCGACAAGGAUUCUUCCCCUGUUACCUGCUUCAAUCAUUCGUUAGUUUCGUUAGUCCAAAAUGAUUGGCUUUCGUUUGCGCAGUCGGACGUUGCUAGUCGUGAUCUUCAACAUUUGCGUCUAUACUUUGCUGACGAUUGAAGAAGAGCGCAUUUUGACCUACUGGAAACAAACCGCAGAGACUUACCAUCAUACAACUAGAGUACUACGUGUACCGGUACCGGUAGUUGCCAAUGAAAGAUCGCAUGCCGAUACGAUUGUGCUUCCGGCAACUGAAGCAGGAGGAGAUCGUGGCAUUGGCGUUGGGACCUACGGUACCCUUCAUUCGGGUCAAGAAUCUUCUGCAGAUCCUUACAAACCCAAGACAACCGAGACUUCUGCGAUUGCUACUGAUGCGCUUCGACCAAGGCAUCCUCCCGAGCAUAUUGGUGCUGCUAGAUCACCGUCGUCAGGGCCAGAAAAUGCAGAACCUUACAGGAGCGUGGCUAAGACUGAAGAUGGGACUAAAAUGCGUCGACCAGAAGAAAAGACCAACCUGAGGAGAGAGUCACGGCCUGCUGUAUCUCAAUCGGAGGACGAGUCGGAAUCAGAGUCAGAAUCAGUCGAUGAAACGGUCGACCAGAGGAAACGUCUGUUCAAGAAGAGCAAAAGGAACCACUCUUCUGCAAAGCAACAGUCACCACCGAAAAUCGCAAUCUACAUGACUACGAGUAUGAGUUUUGUCCACCGUUUCUUUCUUCAAAAGUGCUGGCCCACUUCGAUGGAGCGACUCGAGUUGGUCCAGAAGGCGGAUUUGAUUGUGUACACCAGCGACUUGUCGGGGGAGUUCGACAAGGACAUUACCAGUUUGGGAUUUAAGAAUGUUGUCUUUCACCGAUUCGAAGAAACCCCCUUUGCGGAUAUGACGCGAAGUCAGGUUCGGCAGAAACAAGAAGGUGCCGUCCGAGCCAUGUUGGAUCCCUUCCAAGACAAGAAUCACCAAUGGUUUGAAGGCUACGACUGGAUCAUUCGCCUCAACCCGGAUGUUCUGAUUCGAAAUGAUACCUGGAUGCUGCAGCAAAUGAUGAAACAGACGGAAGAUAACGAACCUGCUGUGGAUGCCAUUUUCGGAGCUUGGUCAGAACAUCCGAAUGCGCUGCUGACGGAUUUCCAUGCCUUUCGACCACACGCUGUGAACGUGACAGCAUUGUUUCAGAAAUACGAAAGGUUUCGGCCAGGGGAAAGUCAUGCCGAGAGCCAUAUUUACCCCGGCUUUGCCCAUCUCAUCCAAUCUGGACGAGUAGCAUGGAUCCCAAACAUUGAGUUUCCGGGCUUGGCUGCCAGAAUAGGGGGCGCCAAAUGUGACAUUGUCCAUGAUCACAAGUUCAUUAACUUCUGCAAAAAGAAUCGUGACCCUGGUUAUAUGGAUUACAACGUCAGCUACAACAAGGACAAGCACCUCGAACUUGUUGAAUAGGCAGGACUCAUUUCGAACGAACACACGUGCCAGUUUAGUAUACAAGCAACACAAUGCACACGCGACAUGGUAAGAUACUCUCUAGAGAUAGUAAUGUUUUGCUCAACAAACCAAGUGGCCCCGAGCUACGGCUGGAAACGGCAACAGCGGCGAGCAAAGACGGAAACGAAGACAGAAUGGGUACUGUGCCAACCUACUUCUUUUGCUGGCUGCCGAUCCGCGAUGCUCAAGGUCUUUCCGUGGGCUCCUCGGCCGUGCUCACAGAGACAGAGCGACAAGUGAACAACCGCUUAGAGUAUGUUUUUGACGCAACACAUGACUCCCAGCUGGUCUCGGCAUCAGGCAGGUGUAUGCACCGGUAUGCGGUGGAUAACUGUAGUCCAAGAAAUUUUCGAGCACAAAAAGUACAGGCGGUACACUGUACGUCUUCCCCGUCUGCGUACAAGCUGAGCCAUCGAGUUGUCGCAAAGCUCCUUCUCCGUAUAGAAUCGCAACAACAUGUCGUUGCAGGGAUUGUGUGCCGUUAUGUCACUCCAAGAAUUCUGCGCGUCUUCUCGACUCGACUCGAAACCAUGCAGCGGCGGGAUGUCCUGUAUCUUCGUGCAUGAACAACGGCGAGGCCCAGAGGACCGUGAGGGGUUUGCAGCGUUUCCCUCGGGCGGACGACAACAAGGAAUGUAUCUAUGCAUCUAUGGAUCUAGCUAGCUAUAGGAAGGAUUAAUGAACGAAAGAGAGGUUUUUUGAUUGAUCGAUUGAUGCUAUAAAAGUUUAUGUUUGAAAAAUUGCUACUAUUGUUGUCUGAGCAUUUUGUGCCCCACAGUGGCAGAAUUGAACCCUUGGGUUCAAUCUGCCAAUCACUGUGCCGCUGUAACCUUUACAUGAGAAUCCAAACAUCUGCUCCUGUCACACCUGAUAGCAGAAGGGAUCUCACAGGCCCACUAUUACACGGAGUUUAAAUUCCAGUCAGUAUUGGUAACAAGUGUCAUUUUUCACACUUCCUCUCGGGAACCAGUAUCACCCCCAUUUCUGGGGGUGCCAGAACCUCAGAGUUGCUUUGGACUCCCUCACCUGGAGCCAUCACAAUCACCUCACCAGAACUUCCAACACAUCUCCAUCAUCUUGGAUGGAACAGAAAGGAGGUUCAGUCACUCGGCACAGCCGCCGAGUGCUGCCCUCCCCCAUUGUCAACAGCUCACCACCUCGACCAACCUCCUUUGGAGUGUUGCGGAUGAGUCUCUUGACAGAAUGCUACAAACCAGUCCUUUUGUGGACCAUCUUGCUCACACCUACAUCGGUGUCAAAGUCGAAGAGUCAUGCGGUACACCUAUCAGAGUCUCCACAAGGGAAGACUCUGGGUGCCCAAUGCAUGUUGAUUUGCAAAGCAGCAAUUUAUGAGCUCACGGAAAGUGAAAGUGGAUCCUCGAGAUCGAGAUGAAACGGAACCAGUAAGGGUGGUUUCCGAUACACCGUUUUCGCACCGUUUCGGGGGUGCGGUUUCGACCUGUUGCCAUCGAUCGGGAUCUUUUGGUCGAAAACCGACCUUCCAUCGAGAAUUCACUCGUGUUUUGAAACCUGAAUAGGAUUAGACUGAAAACUCGUAAACCAUCCCGAUGGAUCAUGGUUAAGGAUGAUGGCAGCCGUCAUACUAGACUAGUACGAUAGUAUACGAAGGUCGUGAUGUGUUGCGAUAGCUGUUCAAUACC
Seminavis robusta is the source of this 3227-nucleotide messenger RNA. The record is from the annotation of a GenBank genome assembly. Lineage: Eukaryota; Bacillariophyta; Bacillariophyceae; Naviculales; Naviculaceae.